AUGUAUGCCCUGCAGCCCAUGAACGAGCAGGAACGACUUGUCGGUGAGGACCCAGAGUUUGCUGACGACACUCAGUCGGAUGGGGACCAUCAGCAGAUACAGGUCUGCCGCGCACUCCGACAUGGCAUGUUGGCUGUCGCUGUCUUCGCAGUCAUCGGCAUUGGAUGUCUUCACCUUUCAGGAAACCAGGCUGCGAGGUCGACCGUCCAUGACACGCAGGUCAAGGCAGGAAUCUAUGGCAACGGUGCCUGGGGAUCGGAGCUUGCAGCCUCGGCGUCAGCCCCGGCGCCAGCCGCGGCGGCUGUGCCGGUUUCAGCCGCGCCGGCGCCGGCGCCGGCCGCGGCCGUGCCAGCUGUGCCGGCCGCGGUGCCGGUCGCCGCCGUCCCUGCUGCCGCAGCCACAGCUGCCGCAGCCACCGGUGCCGCGCCAGAGUCGGAGCCCCAAAUUUCAAUGGGCCGGUCAUGGUCAACCUUGAUAGGGCUGUCCGUCGAAGUUGGCGGCAAGAUUCCGCGUUGCACCGAUUUGCGAGCGCAUUCAAGGCAAGCCGUAAUCAACAAGCAGAUUGACUCGGUGAACCAGCUUACGGGGGGCACCGGGGUCUCGGAAGUGGUCAGUGCUCAAUCCACAAACAACCCGCUCGCACCAAAAGAGAACCUGGCAGAUGGCAACGAGUGCUCCGAUGAUGAAGAAGAGUUCCAGGAGAUGUGCUACAAAAAGUGCUCCAUCUUGACCAACGGCCAGAUGACGAAGCGCGUUAGUGCCUUCGAAUGCUCCAAAACCGAGGGCUUCAUGGGCAUCGUCAAGGGACAGACCGCAGGCUUCCCUAUGCCGUGCCAGGGCUACGAUGUCGCUGGCGAUGAGGCAGGGGGUGGCUGCCCGCACAAGAAGGGCGCAUGCCUGAAGGAUGAGGAGCUGUACCUGGGCAAGUGUUUCAAGAGCUGCGCGAUGCUGACAGCAAACAAGUACACAGUGCGAACGGGCGCUGAAACCUGCUUGGGGCCUCGAAGUGGUAGAUGCGAUGCUUUGAAGUGCUGA
Messenger RNA from Symbiodinium natans, 1035 nucleotides. NCBI's taxonomy places the organism in Eukaryota, Dinophyceae, Suessiales, Symbiodiniaceae. The record is from the annotation of a GenBank genome assembly.